AUGGAGAUCCUGGACUCGAGCGAAAGCUUGCUGCACUGGGAUCGCAACCUAAGCGAGCUGUCCGAAGCCGGAGAUAUGGAUUGCGCCCUCUACACUAAUCACUUCUCCGAGCUUUUGGACGACCUCUCCCACGACGCUCUGCUGGGCCAGCUGCUGAGCGACCCUUUUCUGUCGGGGGCGCGGGGCUGCGGCGCGAGGAGCGACGACGGCGAAGGGGAAGACCGCGGCGACCUGUGCGCGUCGUCACCCUUGCCGCACAUCGCCGCCGAGCACAGCUACUCUCUGUGCGGCGACAGCAGGCCGCAGUCGCCGCUUUCGCACCUGACCGGCGAGCGCGGCAGCGACGCAGAAUCUGAAGGCGACUCGUCCGAGUGGCCCAUGGAGCAGGACGACGGCAUGGAGGGUCUCCUGUGCCGCGCCCCUUCCCUCCUGCUCGCCCUGGGGUCCGUCGAGGAUCCCCGAGCUCCGGAGGACCCCGCCGUCAGCCCCCCUCGCUCCCCCGUCGGCAGCCGUAACCACGACAAAAGCGUCAAAGUCAAGGAGGAAGAGGUCUUUCCUGAGAUUAAGCUGGAGCCUCACGAAGUGGAUCAGUUUCUCAAUCUGUCCCCCAAAGGUCUAGAGGCACUCCAGAUGCCACCCACCCCUCCCAGCUCGCACGGCAGCGACUCCGAGGGCAGCCAGAGCCCUGUGCGCGCCUUGCCGGGCCUGUCCCGGCCGACCUCGCCCGCCCCGGCCCAGCUGAAGGCGUCCCCCCGCGGGAACUCGUCCUCCUCGCUGUCCAACUCGCCCCUUCUCACCGCCCCCCAUAAACUUCAAGGCUCGGGACCGCUGAUGCUGACCGAGGAAGAGCGUCGCACUCUGGUGGCCGAAGGCUACCCCGUUCCCACCAAGCUGCCGCUCACAAAAGCCGAGGAGAAGGCGCUCAAGAAGAUACGCAGGAAGAUUAAAAAUAAGAUUUCGGCUCAAGAGAGUCGCAGGAAGAAGAAAGAGUACAUGGAUACGUUGGAGAAGAAGGUGGAGACAUGUUCCAACGAAAACAACGACCUCCGCAGGAAAGUGGACACACUGGAGUGCACCAACAAGUCUCUGCUGCAGCAGCUCCAAGCCCUGCAGGCUUUGCUGUCCGGCAAAGUGUCCAAAUCGUGCCGAGCGGCCGGCACUCAAACGUCAUCCUGCCUAAUGGUGGUGGUGUUGUGUUUCGCUCUCUUUCUGGGGAGCUUCUACCCAACGGGGCUCACGUCCGAAUCCGGCCCGGUCGAUAGCGGCCCCGCCUCCGGCCGGCUGGCACUCAAAGAAUCGUACACCGCCACAGUCAAGUCCAGAAGUCUACUGUCCACCUUCGAGGACGAGCCGCCGCCCGUCCUGGGACUGGGCGGCGAGUACCCCGACCAAUGGGAGGAUGCGACGGGCGCCGUCGUCAUGGCGGCGUGGCGCCGUUCGGGCGAGCAGCACCACAAAAUAACGGCGGCGGAGACCAGCCGCGCCGAGAUGCAUCCGCCUUUCAGGAGCAAAAGCAACACAACCACCGCAGAUGGCACGUACAGAUCUUUCGAGCAGAGGGCGACGAGUAGCAUCGCGUUGGAGCGAAGUGUCAACGAGACCUCCUGA
Molecule: messenger RNA, 1608 nt
Organism: Nerophis lumbriciformis (worm pipefish)
Lineage: Eukaryota; Metazoa; Chordata; Actinopteri; Syngnathiformes; Syngnathidae
Source: RefSeq, a predicted model, not a curated record